Messenger RNA from Echinops telfairi (small Madagascar hedgehog), 901 nucleotides. It is a transcript of the gene SMAGP, whose product is annotated as small cell adhesion glycoprotein. The coding region runs from base 54 to 350 and encodes 98 amino acids. The record is from RefSeq and is a predicted model, not a curated record. NCBI's taxonomy places the organism in Eukaryota, Metazoa, Chordata, Mammalia, Afrosoricida, Tenrecidae. The transcript has 3 exons.
UUUUCGUCCCUUUUCCUGCAGGUCUGUUCGUCCGUCCUCAUCCGCCGGCUGCAAUGACUAGCCUCCCAACCACGCCUUCCCCCAGAGGGGCGGACCUGCUAACCACCCCGAUCCUGCGGGCCACUGAAGCCUUGUCCCCAGAAGCUGAGGCCAGCACAGCACUCAUUGCAGUGGUCAUCACUGUGGUCUUCCUCACCCUGCUCUCGGUGGUGGUCCUGAUCUUCUUUUACCUGUACAAGAACAAAGGCAGCUACGUCACCUACGAGCCUGCAGGUGGCGAGCCCAGUGCCACCCUCCAGAUGGAAAGCGAGCCCGUCAAGGGCAAGGAGAAGGAGGAAUAUUUCAUCUAACGCCUGCUGGUGGCCCAGGGAGCUUGACUGUUGAUUAGGUGAGCGGUUCCUCUGAUGCCAGUAAGCAGCAUUGCUGGAUGUGGGCAGCUCAAAGUUCCCGCCAGAACACCGGCCCAAAUGUCAGCGGCAUCGGCACCAGGGACAUGGAGAAAGCAGCUUGUCUUUAGCCUGGCUUCAUAAUACAGCUGGUGUCUGACUGACAGACUAGCUAGGGUGAGGCGUGUGCUUGGACCUGGUAACACUGAGUUUGUGCCCCACUGUCUGCAUUUUGUUCUCAGGUUGGGGAGAGUGACCUAAGAGUUAGUAGCUGCUCUACUGUGUCCCUUUCCUGGUCCCCUAGAGAUAGCCCCAACUAGAUCUGGUGCCCAGUUCUUCCCAUCUUCCCAGAGGCUGGAAAACAGGCCAAGGCGAGACUGUCAGGAGGGGCCAACCAUGAUGGAGACUUGACCUGAUGAACGGGGCCACGGGGAGCCCUACCUUCCCACAUUCCCCAGCCACCCUCUAACUUGUACGGUUUUUAUCCAGAUUAAAUGUUUUCGUUGAGACAGAAA